Molecule: messenger RNA, 2421 nt
Organism: Endocarpon pusillum Z07020
Lineage: Eukaryota; Fungi; Ascomycota; Eurotiomycetes; Verrucariales; Verrucariaceae
Exons: 1
Coding region: 1-2421 (806 amino acids)
Biological process (GO): peptide metabolic process
Cellular component (GO): mitochondrion
Molecular function (GO): metalloendopeptidase activity
Source: RefSeq, a predicted model, not a curated record
AUGGUCGACGUGCGAGCAGUCCGCAGGCUAGAACACUUCGAUUCGCCUGCAGGCCGCCAAACUCGCGAUAUCUCGAAGCGGCACCUCUCGACUGCCACAGAGACAGUGCAGCUUUCGGAAGCAUAUCAUGCUCCUGUGCUCUAUGGAUCGUUAGACUUCGACAAGGAUAAACACGUUUUACAGAAAAUUUUCGAUUCUGGCCCGUUCUGGCGAGAAUUCUUGCAACGCAAGCCUGCAGCCAGACAACAAGAAGGGCUCCUGGGAAUUCAGUACUUGAAAAGCCCAGAGGGCUUUUUCGCCUUCGUUCAAGCUACGAAGCAAAAGUGUGAUGCCCUGGUUGCUAAAACCUUGGCGGCGACAAGCUUGGACGAAUAUAGGGCUAUGGCACGAGAUAUGGACAGACUGAGCGAUCUCCUGUGUCGAGUGAUUGAUGUGUCAGAUUUCAUGAGAGUCUUUCACCAAGAUGCUGCCAUCAUCAAGGCUGCCACGCAAGCCUACGAGCAUAUGUUUGAAUACAUGAACGUGCUCAACACCACCGCAGGAUUGAAUGAACAACUCAAGAAAGCUCUUCGCAUGCCCGAGGUCAGAUCGGUGUGGAGCGAGGAGGAAAUCAUUUCUGCAGAGACGCUGGUCAAGGACUUUGCCCACUCGGCGAUUGAUCAGUCUCCACAGAAGCGGCAAAAGUUCGUGGAUUUGUCGAAUGAAAUCAGCCGGGUUGGGACAGAGUUCGUCAGUCAAAUGGAGCCUGCAAAGCAAUAUGUCGCUGUGACACGUGAGACGCUACUGGGAAUAGAACCUGACGGCACCAAGCAAUUCCGAAGCUGGGGAAAGGCCAUGAUACCAAUACAUAGCCAGGCCGCCAGGAAGGUGAUGAAGUUGGUCGAAGAUGAGGAACCACGGAGAGAGAUCUAUAUGGCUGGCAGAACCUCUUCGAAAAAACAGAUCCAGAGACUAGAGAGACUUUUGCUGAAACGCGCGGAACUUGCAAAGCUUACUGGUUUCUCGAGCUAUUCACAAAUGACCUUGUCGCACAAAAGUGCCCUUGCAAAGACUCCCAGUGGGGUGAAUACCUUCCUAACGUCGCUGAAUGCAAGCAACCGUGGACAAUUACAACCACAAAUAGAUGAGCUGCUCGCCCAGAAAAGAAACUCCGUUCCAAGCGCUUCCGUACUUCAGCCAUGGGACGUGGCUUUGUAUCAAAAUACCCUGAAGGCUCAGUUGGGUCGAAACGCCAUGUCCAAUCACAGUCUGGAGGGAUCGAAUGCCUUCUUCUCCAUCGGUACGAUCAUCUCCGGCCUGUCUCGUCUCUUCCAACGCCUCUACGGCAUCCGGCUUGCUCCUCAGCCCACAGCGCCAGGGGAGGUCUGGAAUCCUGGUGUUCGCCGUUUAGAUGUGAUUUCAGAGACCGAAGGACACAUCGCCGUCAUCUACUGCGACUUGUUCGCCCGCAUGGGCAAGCAGCCAAAUCCGGCACAUUUCACCCUCCGUUGCUCCCGAGAGAUCACAGCUGAAGAGAUAGAAGCAGCACAACUUGGUGACAAGGUCAACGACGGCAUGCCAACUGGCAUCACAAUUUCUUCCAUCACGGGCAAGAGAGCCCUCCACCAACUCCCAGUCAUCGCUCUUAUCUGCGACUUCGACGAGCCCUCUCCAGGUUCGCACACACCAACCCUCCUCUCCCACCACAGCGUCACAACCCUCUUCCACGAAAUGGGCCACGCAGUCCACUCCAUCCUCGGGCGAACCUCGCUGCAAACGAUAGCCGGAACCCGCUGUGCCGCCGACUUUGCCGAACUCCCCUCGAUCCUGAUGGAGUACUUCGCACUCGACCCCUCCGUCCUAAAACUGUACGCCCGGCACUGGGACACAGACAAACCCAUCUCCGACCAUCAGGCCACCGCCCUGCAACAACAACAACACAGAGACCAGACCGAGAAAGACGCCCUCUGGCACAACGAGACACAGAUCCUCAUGUCACUUCUCGACCAAAGCCUGCAUUCUGAACUCGCGGUCGAAGCUGUCGAGCAUGGUGGUGGCCGCUUCGACUCAACGGAAGUAUACCACCGCAUCUGGAACUCGCAUGGCUCGCUGCCCGAGCCGCGGGAUACCUCCUGGCAUGGCUUCUUUGGCCAUCUGUACGGGUAUGGUGGGACGUAUUAUUCGUACCUUUUUGAUCGAGCGAUUGCGCGCCAGGUCUGGCGUGCUGUGUUCCGAGAUGGGCUUGACGGUGCGGCAUUGGAUAGAGCUGCAGGCGAGAAGUUGAAGGAGAAUGUCUUGAGGUAUGGAGGUGGGAGAGAUCCGUGGCGCUGUCUGGAGGAUCUGAUGGGUGGCGGGAAGGGGGUUCUGGCUGAGGGAGGGGAUCAGGCCAUGUUGGAGGUUGGGCAGUGGGGCGUCGGAGCUGGUGCUGAGGGUGGAUUGUAA